AUGAACAUAGUAACAACCAAGAAAGGAUGGAAGGAUCUACUUACCUUACAUCCAGACCCCUUAAACGAAGCCGGUCUGUCAUGCAACCUUGGCACAGGCGAAUGUCUUCAAGCAGCACUCCAGCGAUGCACCAUUGAAAGCACACCUUGGAAUCGCCUCCAGCAUGUCAUCUUCAUUCCAGGUUUAUUUCAUUUGAAGAUGAACACUUUGAUGCGAGACAUUGGGAUCCUUCGACCUAAAGAAACAGGCAUAUAUGGCUCAAAGCCUGGGUUUCGUAGAAUGCACCAGCUCAUCACCUACUCUGGUAUUUGCAGGUGCCUUGAUUGUUGGAGAGUGGAAGUAAAAAAAUGUGAUCCCACACAUGUGGACUUGGAUGCCUUUGUGGCAUCAGAGCCGUUAUUUGAAGAUCUGCUUGCAAUGUCAGAUGUAAUUGCAAAGGGGUAUGUUGCUGAUGACAGACUUUGGCGGAUGAGAUCGAAAGAUGUCACUCAGUGCGAUGGGGAGUAUGAAAACGCGCUGCUCCUCAACAAGUACAUGCUACUAUAUGAGGAACUUUCAUUUUCAAUGAAUAUUGGGGAUAUUGGGCAGGUGGAAACUUGUAUUGUUGCGUGGAUCCUGUUAUUCAUGGCAACUGGGAAGCAUAAGUAUGCGACGCACAUGUCGGAUUCUCUAUGCAAUAUUCACUUUAUAUACCCAGAUGGCUUGCAGAGAGCUAUUUGA
Suillus subalutaceus is the source of this 720-nucleotide messenger RNA. RefSeq lists its product as uncharacterized. Bases 1 to 720 code for a protein of 239 amino acids. NCBI's taxonomy places the organism in Eukaryota, Fungi, Basidiomycota, Agaricomycetes, Boletales, Suillaceae. The record is from RefSeq and is a predicted model, not a curated record. The transcript has 4 exons.